Messenger RNA from Lingula anatina, 2534 nucleotides. RefSeq names its product caspase-2. Gene Ontology annotation, molecular function: cysteine-type endopeptidase activity. NCBI's taxonomy places the organism in Eukaryota, Metazoa, Brachiopoda, Lingulata, Lingulida, Lingulidae. The record is from RefSeq and is a predicted model, not a curated record. Gene Ontology annotation, biological process: regulation of apoptotic process; proteolysis.
ACCAGGCAGAGGUUUACUGGCCAGUUACAACAGAAUGAAGUACUCCCCGUAAAUGACCCAGAAGAUGAGUUUAUAUAUAAAAUGACAUCAAAACCACGAGGCCAGGCCCUGAUUAUCAACAACAGGUACUUUCAUGGGUCGCAGCUCACGGAGCGGUUGGGGACUGAUGUAGACAGGGACAACCUGCAGAAUGUGUUUAAAGCCUUGGGUUACAAUGUCACUGUGUUUGACAAUAUGAAGGGAAUGGAAAUGGAAAAUGCCAUCAGAGGAUUUUCUAUGAGAGACAGUCACAGACAUGUAGAUUCCACCAUAGUGGUUCUCCUCAGUCACGGAUCGGAAAACGUUAUAUAUGGCACUGACUGUGUACCGGUGGAAAUUGACAAACUGAUAAAAUUUUUUGAUGGAGCCCACUGCCCUGCCCUUAGAGGCAAACCAAAGUUGUUUGUGAUACAGGCCUGUAGAGGAAAAAGUCUCAACCCUGGGUUUGAAACAACAGACGGAGAAACAGCGCCCUCUGGAGAUGCUGGGCCUGUUCCAGCCACUCGAACCAGGCAGAAUGUAGUUGGUCCCUCGAUGUUAGAACGACUACAAGCAAUGAAUGUCCGAGAGACUGAGAAUUUGAGACAGAAGCUUCCAGAAGGAGCAGACAUGUUGGUGGCAUAUGCCACAGUACCAGGCUUUGUGUCAUGGAGGAACUCUGAGCGUGGGAGUUGGUUCAUCCAGGAAUUAUGUACGGUGUUGUACGAGUACGCCCACAAAGAGGACCUGUUGUCCAUGAUGACAGUAGUUAAUAACAAAGUUGCGACAGCCUAUGAAUCUGCAUGUAACAAGAAACAGAUGCCGGCUCCAGUCACCACACUGAGGAAGAAAUGGUUCUUUUACCCGAGGAUGUGAUUUUCUCACAGACUUUCGCCAGGGUUUUGCUGUGCAACUUUUGUCCAUUGAAAUAUAUACACCAUAAAAAAGGAAGGGUCAUUCCACAAAAACUGAACCUUUCAGGGCUCGACACUAGCACCUGUCUCGGACAGGUAAAACUUCAGUUUGGACAGGUUAAAUUUAUGACCACCUGUCCAAAGGACAUGUGGUGAUAAAACUUAAUGUUGAGCCUUGCCUUUGACGAAUAACAGUGAGACUGUCACAUGUACAAUAUGUGUAAUAUUUGCAUAAUUGUUCUAUAUUACUGUUGUUUUCUUUCCAUAUUGGAGGGCACUAUAGAAUAAAGCAAAGAAAAUAAUGGGGCAGGACAAAAUUUUGCAAAUAUCACACGUCAUUGUUGCAACUCCAAGGUUCACUUGCUUGUAGAAUACCCUCCCCCCUCAAAAAAGCUAGUUCUCUAUAAAAAAAUCCUAAGCACAUUAGUUCAUUACUUUGAUUUGUGUAAUUAUAUAUUCAGCGUAGAAGCUUUUUGUUGGACAUUGCAUGGCAGAGAUGAUAAUGAUCUUUGGUUUUUUCAAAACCAGAUCUUCUCUACUCAUGCAUCACAAAGAAAAAGAGUGUAAAUUAGAUCAUAUUUAAUCAAUCAUGAUGGAGACAUUGCUGAGGAUGUUACACACACCAGGUAGGAGGGAUUAUGUCUAAGCUUGUUUCAUAGUACAACCAGUUUGUAAUCCUGUAGCUGUUAUACUGAGAGAUUAUAAAAACAGGAGGAUUUUGAACAUUUUUAUCAUUACACAUUUGUUAACUUGCUGUCAUUUUGGUAUGAAAAAAAAAAAUCAAGACAAGUACCAUUCUUCAGUUCUGAUAUUAUUUUGUCUAGACGUAGAUCGCUUUGUUGACAUUGGUACUAUACAAUUCUGUUUUGCAAAAAAAUCUAAUGUGUACAUCAAGUCCAAACAGCAAAAAAAAAUACCUGAACAAAUUUCUUCAUGCAGGACAGGUCUAACUUGGGUAAAUGUGGCUUAUUGUUGCUGUGGUUUAUCAUUUUGUGUAGUUUCUUCUGUUUAGUCCCUGCUACAUGCAGAUAAGAAUGUUUAAUGCAGUGUCAAGAUACUUUGAGAGGCUUACUAAUGAGUCUGGAAUUCUUCAUGAUUAAUGAAAUAUCAGCAGAUUUGUGGUUCCACAACUGAUAAUUUGUCAUGUUCUUGUGAUGAGCUCUUCAUAAAGUAUGGAGCAUUCUGUGCUGUAAUUGAUGCCAGUGGCAUUUCAUACAUUUAUAAAAUCUAUAUGUUAAUAGCGUAUGAUGAGACAUUGCCGUAGAUGAUAGAAUUGGAAUAUUUGUGCUCACUCAUUUGCAGUUUUAACUGUCAAAUUUCUUUACUCAGUAUGAUAAAAAUGUAUAGUACACAUUAAAUAAAGCUUGUACAUAAAUAUAUGCAUUUUUUUCACAUCACUUCAAGUCACAAAUUGAGCACCAUGUAUAAAUUGAUAAAAUUGUACAUAUGAUACAGAUUGCAGUUUCAUAACAAUGUAGAGGAGAUGAUUAGAGAAGUGCUGUAAAGAAAUUAUCUCUUCUAUUUCACAUUAAGGCUCUAUUCCCAUAGAUUUUAGAUCGAUCUAUCCCCACAGGGAGUCUCACUAGAUUACUUUCAGAUAAU